AUGCAACUAAAAAAAACCUUAGAUAAUGAAAACACGUCGCGAAAAGGGCAAAAGAAGCGUUCUAUUUCCGCGAGGAAGCGUACCGCUUCUGCCUUCUUCGAACCCAGCCUUUUACUUUUCCCUUUUCUCCUGCCGUCUCAAAUCCACCCAGGUCGCAUCCCCCGGCGAGCGAUCUGGACGCCCUCCACCAAAUCUUCCCUAAUGGUCUCUGCGCCCCCUAUGUGCAAGACCAAGGCCGCCGUCCACACCUCCGAUCCCAGGCCGCGAUCCAGAUCUCGACCUUCUUCCGCCAACGCCUCCGCCGUCGCCACCUCUUCCAGCGGCUUCCCCACCUUCUCCAGUAGCGAUCCUCCCCUACACCGCCCUCCCGCCUCCGGAUCCUACCCCUCCUCCGGAUCCUCCGGAUCCAGCCUCUCCUCCCUCCGUGAGGCCCUUCCCGAAGCCCUCGUCCUCUACACCUUCUCCGAGCUCUGCUCUGCUACCUCCAGCUUCCGCUCCAAUCGUCUCCCCCGCUCCUCCGGCUGGCGCUGUUACCUCCGCGGCAAGGACGCCGUCCUCUUCCAGCGCCGCUUCCGUGGCCCCGAUCCAGCUGCUCUCCCCGCUCGCCUCGCCGCUCUAGGUAAGUCCCACCACUCCAGCCUCGCCCGCCUCCUCGGCGCCUCUAUCGCCGGCGACUACGUUUACCUUGUCUACGAGUACACCCCCGGCGCCAGCCUCGACGACUGCCUCCGAAAUUCCAAGAACCCUGGCUUCACCCCGCUUUCCACCUGGAUCUCCCGGAUGCAGAUCGCUUCCGACCUUGCCUCCGGCCUCGAGUACAUACACCUCCAUUCCUCCGUCACCGCCGGCGUCCACAACCGACUGAAGAGCUCCUCCAUCAUCGUCACCGAACCCGGUUUCCGGGCCAGGAUAUGCCACUUUGGUGCCACCGACCUCGCCGGCGAGAUACUGGCCGAUGCUGAAGCGAACGGAGAUGCCGACUCGAUUUCCUCUUCGUCAGGAAUGAGGAGGACGGGCAGUCGCGGGAUUCGGAUAGAGGGGUCAAGAGAUUACAUGGCGCCGGAGCUGCUCUUGGGCGGGAGCGUAUCGCGGCGGUCCGAUGUUUUCACUUUCGGGGUGGUCCUCCUAGAGCUCAUCUCCGGGAAGAAGCCGCGCGAACGCAGACUCGACGGCGAGGACUUGGAAUCCGUGUUGCUGAUUGAUACGGCUAGGGAAGCGAUCGGCAUGGAGGAGGGACGGCAGGGGAGGGUGAGGCAGUGGGUCGAUCGGAGGCUGCGGGACUCGUUCCCAGUGUUGGUGGUGGAGGCGCUGAUCCAGGUGGCGCUGCGGUGCGUGGAGGCUGAUGCGGCGUCGAGGCCGGACAUGACGUGGGCGGCCGGAGUGGUGUCAAAGCUCUUCCUCGAUUCACAGGCCUGGGCCCAGACGCUCAAGCCCCCGACCGAUAUCUCCGUGUCGAUGGGUCCGCGAUGA
This is a messenger RNA of Zingiber officinale, 1470 nucleotides long. Its product is annotated as receptor-like cytoplasmic kinase 1. The transcript has a single exon. Gene Ontology annotation, molecular function: protein kinase activity; ATP binding. Gene Ontology annotation, biological process: protein phosphorylation. Bases 1 to 1470 code for a protein of 489 amino acids. Lineage: Eukaryota; Viridiplantae; Streptophyta; Magnoliopsida; Zingiberales; Zingiberaceae. The record is from RefSeq and is a predicted model, not a curated record.